AUAGUUAUGGAGAAAUUCAAUUUUGUAGCAAUGAUUAUAGUCCUGUUGAUGUAUGUUGAAUCAGUAAAAUCAGAAAUUCCUCUAGCACCAGCACUGUAUGUAUUUGGGGAUUCAAUAUUUGACAGUGGAAAUAAUAAUGUUUUGCCAACUUUAGCUAAGGCUGAUUUCAAACCUUAUGGUUCGAAUUUUGAUGGAGGCAGAGCUACUGGAAGAUUUACAAAUGGAAAAACUGUUGCUGAUUUUAUUGCUGAAUUUCUCGGAUUGCCAUUUUCUCCGCCUUAUUUGAGUUUACGAGGAUCGUUAAAACUCACCGGCUUAAAUUAUGCUUCUGGAUCCUGCGGCAUUUUACCUUAUACAGGAAAUUUCAUCGGAAAGUGCCUGCAUUUUUCAGAGCAAGUUGAUUUAUUCCAGAGAACGGUAGAGCGAGAAUUGCCCAGAAAAUUUGAUGAUCCUGAGGAAUUUUCGAGUUAUUUGUCUCGGUCAAUUUUUGUGGUGUCUACAGGCAGCAAUGAUUAUGUAAACAACUAUUUACAGCCAAAUAUUUAUGGGACGAGCAAGCACUAUACUCCUGACUCAUUUGCCAAACUUCUCGUUAAUGCACUUUCUCAACAACUUCAGAGAUUAUAUCGACUAGGAGCAAGAAAGAUAAUAAUGUUCGAGAUAGGACCAAUUGGUUGUAUUCCAUCAUUUACAAAAAAACUUCGACACAAUGGACGUUGCAACGAAGAAUAUAACGCUCUCGCAGUAAUUUUCAACAAUCAGCUGAGUGAAAUGCUCAAAAAUCUCACUUCCACUCUUCAAGGCUCCGUUUUUAUUCUUGGCCAUGGUCAUUGGCUCGGCUACGACGCCAUCAUCAAUCCAUCUACUUAUGGUUUAAUGGAUCCAGCAAGUCCAUGUUGCAUCACUUGGGGAAAUGGGACAUCAGCUUGCAUACCAGAACUUGUGCCGUGCCGCGACGCUGAUAAACACUACUUCUGGGAUGGUUAUCAUCUUACUGAAACAAUAUAUAGUGUUAUUGCUACUAAAUGUUUCAAUGGAACAUCUCUUUGUAUUCCCAAAAAUAUUAGGGAACUUGUGGAAGACUGA
Molecule: messenger RNA, 1086 nt
Organism: Solanum verrucosum
Lineage: Eukaryota; Viridiplantae; Streptophyta; Magnoliopsida; Solanales; Solanaceae
Product: GDSL esterase/lipase 7-like
Exons: 4
Coding region: 7-1086 (359 amino acids)
Molecular function (GO): hydrolase activity, acting on ester bonds
Source: RefSeq, a predicted model, not a curated record